UUUGCAACAGGGACAAUGUCUUGUUUCUUUUUAACAUGUUUUAUCGUUCUUUUAAUGUUUUAUGGAGUACAGUGCGUAACAAUAGUUGGACUGGUUGGGGAAACAAUUACACUGUCCUGCAAGUACAAGACCAAGAUUCACUACACCACAAGCAUAUGCUGGGGAAGAGGAAAGGUGCCCUGGACAAAAUGCUCGGAGACCCUCCUGUCAACCGAUGACGAAGGCAGGGUAACAUACAGGGAGUCGGAAAGGUAUCAGCUCCAAGGAAGAGUCAGAGAGGGGGAUGUCUCCCUCAGUAUUCAAAAUGUCCAAGAAAAUGACAGUGGCAUCUAUGGCUGCCGUGUGGAGUUACCUGGAUGGUUCAAUGACCUGAAGAUCAACAUCUAUUUGACUGUCCUUAAAGCACCUGAACCCCCCACCAGUGUCUUCACCACUGAAGCAUUUGAUGGAAAUCUGGCCAUUACAGAGGAUUAUGAAGAGCCAGUUGUAAACCACGUCCAUUCAAAGGAAAGCACACUGUUCUGGCCACAGAACAUAGUAAGAAUGGCAGUUGUAAUCAUCAUGACGGUUGCAACACCAGUCUUUAUUUAUGGCCUGACAAGCCUCCUGAAGAAGAAAUUCCAUGAAGGGACAGCUUAAACCUCACCAAGACAUCUCUAUAACUUAUACUGACAUAUUGUCAGCUGAAAGUAAAAUGCUGCAAUUGAAAAUGCUGUCCAAAUUGUGCCCAUUUAUGGAAAUAUCUGUACAUAUCAUGGAGCAGUAGGCCCACAGAUUGACAACCAAUAGAGUAUAUGGUGAUAUAAACAGAAAAUAGCACAGUGCAAUCCAGUGCUAUCCUUCUUGAAUCUAAUUGUGAACCACUCAUAUUAACAACUGACCUGCAAUGCUACCACCUUGUGGCUGUAGGAUGGCAGUGCCUUUUAUUCUUGUAUUUUUGUUCAAUGUGUCCAA
Molecule: messenger RNA, 954 nt
Organism: Alosa alosa (allis shad)
Lineage: Eukaryota; Metazoa; Chordata; Actinopteri; Clupeiformes; Clupeidae
Product: hepatitis A virus cellular receptor 1 homolog
Exons: 6
Coding region: 16-639 (207 amino acids)
Source: RefSeq, a predicted model, not a curated record